AUGGCAUUCAUCAGGGGGUCAACUUCAGUUUUCCUUCUGCUUUGGAUAACUCUGCUCUUCAUCGCCUUGAACAAUAAGAAGCUGGUGCUUCGCCACAUUGCCAAGUUUUUGAAUCCCUUGAAAUUCCAUGACACGUGUUCAUCCCUGUUGACCUCUGGAAAUUUAUCAAAGAACCUGACUUGGAGUCCAUCGGAUGACGGCUGCGAAUUUUUGGUGUAUUCCAAGGAGAAUUUCCUCGAGUGUCUGGAAAAUAGAGAAGAACGGGGAUUUUCUAAUGUAUUUGUGUUCACUGGGGACUCGAGGAUCAGGUACCUGAGCCAGUGUUUCAUGCGGAAUUCCGGAUACAAUCUUUCGGAAGCCAUGGAGAAAAUGAGGAAGGGAGUCCACGUCACGUAUCCUCAUUUGUACAAAUCCAACAGUUUUGUCAGUUACUACGGAGACGUUUUUAUGCAUGAACCUGCCGUGAUGCCCACUAACAUCACCCUGAGCCAAACAACACCGGCUUUGAUCGUCGCCGGAAGUGCGGCCUGGUACAUUGCAGAGGACAUGUUCAACUCGGACCUGCUUUUCUGGAACAUGUCUCAGCAGCAGAGAGUCAAAAUUUACAGGGGAAAAGUGCGGAAGUGGGCCGUCAACGCGACGGCUUUCUUGGAACAACAUCCGGAAUCCAAAGUCCUGUGGAUGAUCCAAGAACCAGUGGAUGAGACAGCACCUCAUUACUACUUCAUCAACAACAGGAAGAUCGACUUGUACAAUAGAGCAGCCAUUGCAGUGUUGAAGGACUACCCGAGGAUCCAAGUUUGGUACAGUGGACGGGAUUACAGCAUCAAGUACCAGGAACUGGGCCACAGCAGCUACUCGUACCCAGAUCCCAUCCACAUGAGCCACGCCGUCAUGACAGCCGAGUCACAGAUCCUGCUCAAUUUGUUGUGUAACGACUUUGUCACGGAUUCUGACGCUGAAGAUCGUUGUUUGUGUUGUAGUCACAAGUGUUUCUUGUGA
Molecule: messenger RNA, 1002 nt
Organism: Notodromas monacha
Lineage: Eukaryota; Metazoa; Arthropoda; Ostracoda; Podocopida; Cyprididae
Source: the annotation of a GenBank genome assembly